AUGAAGGUAGUAUAAUUGAGUGAUAAUUGACACUGCGUGCGAAAUGAUCAUACAACUUACUUCAAACCAGUAGCAUUACCUACAUAUUUUUUUCAUAGUCUAGACUAGAAUAAGCUGUAAUGCCCAGCCCGGCUGACAAUGACAAGUAAAACGUGCAAAUGCUAUCAACGUUCUCGUGUAGCUAGCUAGUAACGUUAGUAGCUAGUACUAUUCACCUUCUCUCUCCCCCACUCCCCUCCCUCCCUCCCUCCCUCGUUGCAGUCCAUAGUUGGAUCACACAGACUAUUGGCUACGCAGGCCGCCAACCAAGUGAUGUUAAAUGUCCCUGAAACCAAGGUUACCACCUUAGAAAAUGGACUACGUGUUGCAUCCGAGGAUUCCGGUCUUUCGACGUGCACAGUGAGUAGCAGAGACCCUCCCACUAUUAAGUACAAUCUGUCAAACUAUGUAGUAGUGUGCUGAAGUCCGAUGUGAUGAAUUGGUGCCUUGCAGGUUGGUCUCUGGAUAGAUGCAGGGAGUCGUUAUGAGAAUGAGAGGAACAAUGGUACUGCUCAUUUCUUGGAACACAUGGCCUUCAAGGUUAGAUGACAAGCGCUAUAUCCACUGCAAAUUGCAACCAAUGUUCCAUUACCAACUUUGAUACCAUUUGACAUGUCUGUUCAUCUGUGAUGUGUGUCUGGCAGGGUACAAGGAAGCGCUCACAGCUUGACCUGGAGCUGGAGAUUGAAAAUAUGGGGGCCCACCUGAACGCUUACACAUCGAGGGAGCAGACUGUGUAUUACGCCAAAGCAUUCACAAAGGACCUUCCCAGAGGUAUGACGACUGACUGUAUAGAGAUUUGCUCCACUGUCUUGUCACUGAACUGUGUGUGGCCACAGAUGGAUAGUGGACAUUCUGCUUUAAGAAAUUAAGAAUCUUUGGUGUGGUGGUGUUACAGUUUAUAACGCUCCCCCUCCCUUGUCCUCCAGCGGUAGAGAUCCUGGCUGACAUCAUCCAGAACAGCACAUUGGGGGGAGCGGAGAUCGAGCGAGAGCGAGGGGUCAUCCUCCGAGAGAUGCAGGAAGUGGAGACCAACCUGCAGGAAGUUGUGUUUGACUACCUCCACGCCACAGCUUAUCAAGCCACAGCGCUGGGCAGAACCAUCCUGGGCCCUACGGAGAACAUCAAGUAGGACUCUUGAUCUCACCUGCCUCAGUUGGGCCUGGGUUCAUUACGGCACAAAAUGGGAAAUGUUUUGCAACUGAAAACAAAAAUCUGCAUUCCUUAUUGGGCCAGGAAGCCUAUUCCCUCUCGGAUUCAGUCAGUUUUCUUCCUUUUAGUGCCUAAUGAACACAACCCAGCUUAGAUGACAAUUUUACAGAAUGUUAACAUAGAAAUGUACUGUGCAGAACAGGUAUGAUUGUCUGUCAUACUGAACAGGGCAUCCUAUUUCUAUCUGCAAUGUUCUGAAUUGCUCACUACUGAAUGAUACACCCCUAGACUUGGUCAUUCCUGUCAUCUCAGACCAGUUUGCUUCAUAGAAACUACAGGGGAUAUUCAGUGACAUUUCUGCUGUCUGUGUUUAUAGAACAAUAAACAGAGGAGACCUUGUUGAAUACAUCACUACUCACUACAAAGGACCGAGAAUAGUGUUGGCUGCUGCUGGAGGUAGGUUCUUCGACUCGUCUUAAAAGGAAAAUGUAAAAAAUAUUCUACUUCAUAUCCUCUCCAGCACCACCCCAACAUCAACAUAUGUGAAAAUGGUGUGUUUAUGUUUUGUAGUAAUAAAGAUAAGUGUUUCCAAUGACAUCAAACCAUUAGACAAUUAGUAGGCAAUGCCUGCUCACAAUUGGUCAAAAUCACACGAUGCACACUGAUGUCAUAAAGAAAUAGAAUCCAUGGAAGAUAUUUUGUGCUAACAUUGUCUUUCAAUCAGGGGUUUCACACAAUGAAUUGAUAGAUUUGGCCAAGUACCACUUUGGGAAUCUUCCUGCAAGAUACAAGGGAGAGGCGCCAACCUUCCCACAAUGUGAUUUUACAGGAAGUGAGGUGAGAUUUAAGGGCCCUUAUUGUUUAUCUUCAACAGAGGCAAAGUGCACAAACUUGCUCCCUGUGGGCAAUGCCAUGGUAAGAGUGACUCCAGAUUUCACUCUAAAAUGUAUGUCAAACAACUAUGCACAAGGACUACUUUAUUUCCAUUUACUUGAUCAGUGAAGAUGCUAAGUUUGGUAACAGAAUGACAGCAAAUGGCACAAACUGUCAUUCUCUUACCAAACUUUGCAUUUGAACUGUUCAAGUGUUUCUGGAAAAUGUUCAAAGUAGUCUUUGUGCAUAAAGUUUUGUUUAACUUUGCAAUAGUUGGUUUUUGUUUGUGGAAUUUCCCCUAGUAUAUUGGCCAAUUUAUUUCAUUGUUGUUGGUUAGAUCCGGGUUCGUGACGACAAGAUGCCCCUGGCACACAUUGUCAUUGCUGUGGAAGCAGUGGGCUGGUCGCACCCCGAUACCAUUCCCCUUAUGGUGGCAAACACACUCAUCGGCAACUGGGACCGCUCCUUUGGUGGAGGUGUGGUAAGUUAAGUUCCCAUUCAUGUUCCCAGGCAUCGGGACUCCUUCCAGGUCGAUUCCUCCUCUUACAAUGUGUAUUGACCUUUGCCAGAAUCUCUCCAGCAAGCUGGCGCAGAUGGCAUGCCAGGGCAACCUGUGCCACAGCUUCCAGUCUUUCAACACCUGUUACACCGACACAGGCCUGUGGGGACUCUACAUGGUGUGUGAGCCUGGCACCAUCAACGAGAUGAUGCACUUCACACAGCUGGAAUGGUGAGCACUGACUAAGCCCAGCGGUCACCUGACCAAGCAGUCAAACCAAGCUGGCCUGGUUAUGCAUCCACCAUAGUCGCUGGAACAGAGCUGAAAAGGACAAUGUGAAAAAAUCUGACCCAGCACAAUUUGGGUCGGCACGAUGGUGUGAAAAGGGGGUUGCCACUGACAUUUACUUUUGUUUACCUCAGGAUGUCACUCUGCACUAGCGUUACUGAGAGCGAAGUUGCGAGAGCCAAGAACCUCCUCAAGACAAACAUGCUUUUGCAUCUUGACGGUAAGGCCACGUGAUACACCAAUGAUCAGGGUUUGAAUUACCAAUGGACUUUUGGGGGUACCCACCAUUUAACUGCGGGCACAUUGACAUUUCAAUUCUUAUGGAGGUUUUUAACCAGCCUCCCCUGUAAUUCAAACCCUGCCAAUGAUGAUAUUAAUAAAUUCCCUUGUGUAAAAUCAAAUUGACCUUUUUUCUAGGAUCCACCCCCAUCUGUGAGGACAUCGGCAGACAGAUGCUUUGUUACAGCCGUAGGAUCCCUCUGCAUGAACUGGAGGCCAGAAUUGAUGUGAGUAAAUUCAAGUAAUGUUUAACACCAAAUAAUGUAAGCUGUGAUUAACAUAGCAAAGACACUUGUUGACUGUAUUGGGAAAUUAUUGCAGUGUCUUUAUUUUGAAAUGUUUUAUUUUUAUGUCCCUCGAAGGCCAUAGAUGCAAAGACCAUCAAGGACGUGUGUACAAAAUACAUCUAUGACAAAUCGCCUGCCAUCGCAGCAGUCGGUACGUUGUGAUUUUUAUUGUUAUUGACAUCAAGACGAGAUUCUAAUUAAUUCUGUUUACUGGCAUUCCCCCCCCUUCCAAAUCAUAAGGCCAUUAGGGGCUGUCAAACAAAGAGUUAUGCAAUUUCAGCUAUAAAUAUACACAUUCUUUUCAUUUAAGUUGCCGCAACAAUACAUACAAUAUUGCACUCAGUCAUGACUAUACCAAGUCUGCUGUGCUGCUAGGUCAGAACAGUGGAAUUGAACUGUUCAUGGUUGUGACUACUUACAAAACUGUUGUGGUAUAAAGACAAUUCAGUACAUUUCUCUCUUGUUUCAGGACCAAUUGAGCAGCUCCCAGACUACAACCGAAUUCGCAGUGGGAUGUACUGGAUGAGAACCUGAGAAUUGGCGCUGUCUUUAGAGACUUAGGAAAGGUAAUAACAGCAAGCAGCCAACUGUACAGUAUAUAAACAUAUCAACUUUUACAAACAGAGUUUAAGUUGUGGUUUUUCUUCUAAUUUUAUUAUAAAAUAAAGACCAACACAAUAACGUUAAAAGAAGAACAUAGGGCAAUUUGUUUGACUCGUCAUUUUUUUGCUUUUACCACCAACUUGUUCCUGGGCGGCCUUCUUGGCUUUGACCAUCUCCACCAGUUCCUGUAUUGGAAAGAGAAGAAACUAGCUUUAGGUGGGGAUUCAAUCCGAUCAGCGGUAGAUCUGUGUUAUAGAGCGAUCAACAUUUAAAAAGUUCAUUUCCGAUUGAAUCACCAUAUGCACUAUGCAGCAUUUACCGUGAAUUCGGUCUCCGCAAACGUGGAAACAUUGCCUUUAAAAGGUGCAUAGCAGACUAAACGCCAUCAGACUGUCUCCCGGCCUUAGUAUGCUGCGGCUUCUACAUGUUUGUCACUUACACUGUUCUCUACAUUUUACCAAACAGGGAUUGAAACCACACAGAAGCACCAACCGUAACAAGGCCCAGCUUACCUUAUAUCUCUUCAUACAGUCCUUCUUGGUGCGUCCGGGCACAGCGGCAGCGAUCUUCUCCCACCUCUCUGGGGUGCUGACUGGGUAGGUCUUCAAGGCCUGCUCAAGCAGCUUCUGCUCCUCAGUGGUCCAGGAUGCAGUGUUAGCUUCAGCACCUGAAGCAGCAAGAAUUUAAAAAGGAGGACAGUGAGUGGCUAACACUGAAACAUGUCCAGAAAGAACCCAUAGUCACACUAUCGUGCCCCCCCCCCCUCUUCAGUCAUGGGUAUAAAUCCAAUGGGAUCCAAUGGGCUUUUGUGCAAGAAAAAAUUAACUACUGAUCACCACUCACCGUCAAAUCUCUCAGAGGGCACUGCGUUGUCCACUGUCUGUGGCACAGCUGCAUGCUCUUUGUUGAACUUCUCAAAGGCCUUCUUGUUAAUCUCAUCUUUCUGCCCGGGUUCUGAAAAAGUGGCAAUAAAUAGUCUCAAAAGUAUUGUUUUGCAGAGAAUUACUCGGACAAUGACUCCAACAUCUGGUGACAUGACAGUUGCUCACCAAGCUUUUGUAAGUUCUUGGCUUUGUUGAUGACAUCUUUGGCUGUCCUUUUGAUGCCACUGGUAGAGUGCAAGUUCAUGUAGUUGGCAAUGACUUCCCAUCU
Messenger RNA from Coregonus sp. 'balchen', 5172 nucleotides. The record is from the annotation of a GenBank genome assembly. Lineage: Eukaryota; Metazoa; Chordata; Actinopteri; Salmoniformes; Salmonidae.